This is a messenger RNA of Chlorella variabilis, 1002 nucleotides long. RefSeq lists its product as hypothetical. The record is from RefSeq and is a predicted model, not a curated record. Lineage: Eukaryota; Viridiplantae; Chlorophyta; Trebouxiophyceae; Chlorellales; Chlorellaceae. The coding region runs from base 1 to 1002 and encodes 333 amino acids. The transcript has 5 exons.
AUGGCCGCCAUCCCCUCCGCUCGAGUACUGUGCCUCUAUCACUACCCGUGCGCGGACGGCAUCUUUGCGGCGCUGGCUGUGCACCUGGCGCACAAGGCGCGCGGCACAGCGGUGCAGUUCUGGCCUAAUACUGUGUGGGCGCCGCUGACGGUUGGGUCGCUGGGGCUGACGGGGGACGAGGUAUGCCAUGCAUACCUCGUCGAUUUCAGCGGCGGGCCUGGCUUUGCCAGGCAGCUGAGCCAGCAUGUGAGCAAGGUGGUGGUGCUGGACCAUCACAAGACCGCGGCAGCAGAGCUCACAGAUCCGGCGCUGGCGGGCAUGGAGUCGCUGGAGGUGCACUUUGACAUGAACCGCAGCGGAGCGACCAUCAGCUACGACUACUUCCAGCCGCAGGGCCUCACCCCGGAGCAGCAGCAGCUGUUCCGAUACAUCGAGGACGCCGACCUGUGGCGCUGGCAGCUGCCAGAGAGCAAAGCCUUUACAGCAGGUGGGCAGGGAGAGGCGCCUGAUGCUGCCGACAUGCGGCCUGGCCUGAAGCUCGAGUACGAUGCCCAGAAGAACCCCGCCAUCUGGGACCAGCUGCUGUCGCAGACGCCGCGGGCGCUCAUCCAACUGGGCGCGCCCAUCCUGGCGGAGCAGCAGCGGCUGGUGCAGGAGGCGGUGGGGCAGGCGUUUGUCGUGAAUGUCGGCGGGGCUGCGGGCGCGGAGCGCGGCUGGGGGCGCUGCCUGGCGGUGCGGGUCGGCGCCCAGCUGGCCAGCCUGCGCAGCCAGCUGGGCAACGCGCUGGCAGAGGAGAGCCGGCGGCAGGGGCUGCGGGCCAUGGCGGUGGUGGCGUACAUUGAGGAGGCCAUGGGGGACCCCUCCCAGAUCAAGUGCAGCCUGCGGUCCAUCGGCGAGGGCGAGGACACCACGCCCGUCAGCGAGGCGCACGGCGGCGGCGGCCACCGCAACGCCUCCAGCUUCAUCUGCGCCGUGUCGCAGUUUGAGAGCUGGAGGGCAUGA